AAAAACUCGAUCAAACUGCUCAUCGCACGUGUUGAUGUAAACACUGUUUCCAAACCCGGUCCCAGUGUUCACUUUCUCGUUCAAAUUGGAUAGUUCUACCACAGAAAUUCAAUGGAAAUAUGAAUAAAUUUACUGGUUUCAGUGAUCUCUGUGUGCCGUACAACAGUUCGACCAAAGAACUUCUAGGAAUAUUGAAAGAAUUGGAUGAAUUGGGUUUUAAAAAUGUGGCCAUUGAACAAAUUUACAAUCACGAUAAUUGCGACAAAAAAGGCGAUCCAAUACCAGCUCCCGUUGAUUUGAAAACCUUGAGCAAAGAGCUGAGUGGCCGCCUGAGGUUACUAAACCGCUUGACCAUAGUCUAUACGGAAGGAAACGUCACUUUAAUAACCACCCGUUCAGCCAAACUUCGCGGCUACCAUUUGGUGGCCGUAGUGCCCAUAACGGAAGAUGCCUUUCAACAUGCCUGCCAAACGAUGUCCUGUGAUAUCAUUUCGUACAACUCGGACACGGUGCGAAUUAAAAUGAGCCGGAAGUUCUACUUUGUUGCGGUAAACAGGAACAUCAUGUUCGAAAUCAAGUACGCUCCGGCCAUUGUCAACUCGAACGAUCGGAAAGAUAUUAUCAACCGAGCUCACAAGUACCAUUCCUAUGGGAAGUCGAAGAAUGUCAUCAUUAGCAGCGAAGCCAGAGAUCGGUUCCAAGUGCGGGGGCCUUAUGACAUUGCUAAUCUUGGCCUAAUAUUCGGACUAAGUGAAGAACAGUCCAAAAACGCCAUUCUGGCUUUGCCCAGGAAAGUGCUUAUCAACGCGGAUGCCCGGAGGCACGGCAAAGCUGGUGUAGUGAUAAGCGUGCGUCAGGGGGCGGUAGACAGCGACGACUAUUCAGAUUCGGAGGUAAAUGAACCUAUCAGCGAUAGCGACGAGGAGGAGUCGGAGGAAAUGGAUCCAGAUGAGGAUAUGCAGAGUGAUGAUGGUCAGGAACCGCCUCUGAAAAUAGCGAAAAUUUGAUGAUUGAAAUCCGUUAUCGUUUGAAAUACACUGCCUUUGUAUAUGCUUAUA
Molecule: messenger RNA, 1058 nt
Organism: Aedes albopictus (Asian tiger mosquito)
Lineage: Eukaryota; Metazoa; Arthropoda; Insecta; Diptera; Culicidae
Gene: Rpp30
Product: ribonuclease P protein subunit p30
Exons: 4
Coding region: 120-1007 (295 amino acids)
Biological process (GO): tRNA processing
Cellular component (GO): nucleolar ribonuclease P complex
Molecular function (GO): RNA binding
Source: RefSeq, a predicted model, not a curated record